UACGACUUUGAACAUGGCCACCUUAGGGCUAUCCAAAGUAUUCAUACUCGAUAAGUAUUUUACUGAGUUGCAGAAGUUUUGGGAAACCGAGAAAAAGCUUCAAGAUGCAAGCUCCUCUAAUGAGGCAGUCCAUUUGCAGCAGCGGCUACGAAGCCUUAGCACUGAACUUGUUACUUUACGCAACCGACUACACGUUGGUAAUCCCGGCGCUGUGAGCUGCAAAGAUGAUUUAUCAAUGCCUCGCGCAACAACAGCUGGAACUGAUUGUAAAGUAACUGAUACUUCAGCCUGCACGACACAGACGAAAAUCUCCCACAAUGUUAACGGCGCCCAGGUUAUUGCACCACCAAGUCUUCCUCAUUCACAACGAUCCGUUGUUGUGCAGAAACUGAGCUCUCAUGAUGGAUCAAAAGGCAAAGAACCAAACAAUAAACAGACAUCACCUGCAUGCAAUACUACGUCAAAAUUUAACAAUAAUACUUCAGGCAUGGUGGAACAAAAUGGCAAUAAAACAGGAUCUUCAUAUGAUUUAGAAGAUCUUAUACGUCUGCCUGGACCACUGACAGAAGACGACGCUGUUGAAAUCAUUACAAACACGCUUUAUGCAAGCUCCUCUAAUGAGGCAGUCCAUUUGCAGCAGCGGCUACGAAGCCUUAGCACUGAACUUGUUACUUUACGCAACCGACUACACGUUGGUAAUCCCGGCGCUGUGAGCUGCAAAGAUGAUUUAUCAAUGCCUCGCGCAACAACAGCUGGAACUGAUUGUAAAGUAACUGAUACUUCAGCCUGCACGACACAGACGAAAAUCUCCCACAAUGUUAACGGCGCCCAGGUUAUUGCACCACCAAGUCUUCCUCAUUCACAACGAUCCGUUGUUGUGCAGAAACUGAGCUCUCAUGAUGGAUCAAAAGGCAAAGAACCAAACAAUAAACAGACAUCACCUGCAUGCAAUACUACGUCAAAAUUUAACAAUAAUACUUCAGGCAUGGUGGAACAAGAUGGCAAUAAAACAGGAUCUUCAUAUGAUUUAGAAGAUCUUAUACGUCUGCCUGGACCACUGACAGAAGACGCUGUUAUGAAAUCAUUACAAACACGCUUUGUAAACAAAAAAUGUUAUACUAACAUCGGUCCUAUUUUGGUGGCAGUGAACUCAUAUAAUGACGUAGGCAAUUGUUUAACGCUGACCAGUACCAGAAAUGUGCAUCUCGCGCCACAACUUCGACGGGUGGUGCAAGAAGCAGUGCGACAGCAAAGCGAAACUGGAUACCCGCAGGCCAUUAUUCUGUCUGGUACAUCUGGAUCGGGCAAGACUUAUACGAGUAUGCUGUUAUUGCGACAACUUUUUGAAAUAGCUGGCGGAGGUCCGGAGACUGAUGCUUUCAAGCACCUCGCUGCAGCUUUUACAGUUCUUCGAUCUUUAGGCUCUGCUAAAACUACCACAAAUUCUGAAUCCAGCCGCAUAGGACAAUUCAUUGAAGUUCAAGUAACAGAUGGUGCUUUAUACCGAACCAAGAUUCACUGUUACUUUUUGGACCAAACUCGAGUUAUUCGAUCAUUGCCACAAGAAAAAAACUAUCAUAUAUUUUAUCAAAUGCUGGCUGGGCUUUCUAGAGAGGAGCGUAUUCGAUUCAAUUUGGAUGGAUAUAACCCAACAAAUUUACGUUAUCUACAGGCCUUCGAUACGCAUCAAAAUCAAAAAGAAGAUUCUGAAAGGUUUCAAGCUUGGAAGGCUUGUCUGAGUGUCCUCGGAAUACCGUUUUUAGAUGUGGUGAGAGUUCUUUCGGCAGUGCUGCUCUUGGGAAAUGUAAUAUUUGUGGAUGGUAAAUCUUUAGAAGUAUCGGUUAAAGGCGAAACUGAACUCAAUUCAGUAGCGAACUUGUUAGGCGUUCCGGGACCAUCACUUUUUCGAGGCCUUACAUCUAGAACGCAUAAUGCCCGUGGGCAACUUAUAAAAUCUGUUUGUGAUGCAAACAUGUCUAAUAUGACAAAAGAUUCUUUGGCUAAAGCUUUAUAUUGUCGCACCGUAGCAACUAUUGUGAGACGUGCAAACAGUCUAAAACGAUUAGGAUCAACGUUGGGAACUUUGAGUUCAGAUUCAAAUGAAAGUGUACAUAAUCAAGCUGAGGUCACAAGUCAGCAUGCUAGCACUGUAGGUGGAAACUCUGGUUCAAAAUCUAUGGUAGCCCUCAAUAACGCUGUUCGUCAUGCUACGGAUGGAUUUAUUGGUAUUCUUGAUAUGUUUGGAUUUGAAGAACCAAAAUCAAGUCAAUUGGAACAUUUAUGUAUAAACCUUUGUGCUGAAACCAUGCAGCAUUUUUAUAAUACUCAUAUAUUUAAAAGUAGUGUCGAAUCUUGUAGGGAUGAAAAUAUACAAUGUGAUAUUGAAGUUGAUUAUGUAGAUAAUGUGCCAUGCAUAGAUUUAAUUUCUUCGCUAAGAACAGGAUUAUUAAGUAUGCUGGAUGUGGAAUGUUCUAUAAGGGGAACAGCUGAAUCUUACAUUGCUAAGGUUAAAGUGCAGCAUAAGCAGAAUGAUAGAUUAUUCGAACCUAAACCAUUAGAGCCGCGUUUGUUCGGAAUACAACAUUUUGCUGGGAAAGUUAUUUAUGACGCUACAGAUUUUCUUGACAUUAAUAAAGAUGUAGUACCUGAUGAUCUUGUAGCUACUUUUCAUAAGCACACUUGUGACUUUGGUUUUGCAAGUCACCUCUUUGGCAGCGAACUGAAAGCGUUGUAUUCACUAGAUAUUGUUCCUCGGGGUAUAAGUUUCAGAAUAUCUCCUACAUCUCAUACUGACUUAUCAAAUGGUGAUGAACCGAUAUCUACAUUGACACAAGAUUUUCACACACGUCUGGAUAACUUACUGCGAACACUUGUGCACGCUAGGCCCCACUUUGUAAGGUGUAUUCGUAGUAAUGCUACUGAAGCAUCAUCCAAGUUUGAGAAAAGAUCUGUAAUGAAACAAAUUCGAUAUUUACAAGUGUUGGAAACUGUAAAUUUGAUGGCUAGUGGAUAUCCACAUCGAAUGAGAUUCAAAGCUUUUAUUUCGAGAUAUCGUUUACUUGCACCAUUCAAUGAAUUAUGCAGGGAAGAAGAUAAUGCCAUUGAUGAUUGCAAAUCGAUAAUGCGUUAUGCGAUAGACGCAAUUGAAAAGAAAGAGAAAAUUGUUUCAAUGGGGUGGGAUUUAGGAAAAAGACAUAUAUUUCUAAGUGAAGGAAUUAGACAAUAUUUAGAGAAUUUGAGAUCUAAAACAAGAAAUGAUAGUGCGACAAUGAUACAAUCUUUGUGGCGAGGUUGGAGAUUGAGAAGAAGGUGGAUAGCAUUGAAAAGAGAAAGGGAUGUUCACAUCACUAAUUCUAUAACCAAUGAACAUUCCAAGCCUAAAUCAUUGGUUGAACGUUCAGCUGGAUGUAUUGGCAAUACAGGAUCUGGUAGGCCAAGACCACAGCCGAUUGCUGGUACCCCUCCACCUGAUCCGGCAGACAAGUGCGACACUAAGGUUGUUCAACAGACGUGUACCUUAUUUGGACUCGACCUGCCUAAUUUACCUUCUGAUAAUCAAAUUCCUGAUUGUGACAUGGUUUAUCGAACGAUUCCUGUUAGAAAUAAUAAAAAAUUCUUCUCUCUGAGAAGGGUUGUCGGGGAAAUUUCUAAACUUAAAAACAAAAAAUCUCCAGGAAUCGACUUAAUCUCGUCGAGAAUGUUGAAAGAAUUGCCUAAAAAAGUUAAAAUGAUUCCAAAGACUGGAAAGGAUCCAUAUUUGGUUUCAUCUUAUAGGCCCAUAAGCCUUCUACCUAUUACCUCAAAAAUUUUCGAAAAACUUUUACUUCAAGAUAUAUUAUCAGAAUCAAAUAAUAUUCCAGACCAUCAAUUUGGCUUCCGCAAGCAACAUUCGACAACACAACAGUGUCACAGACUUGUUAAUAUUAUUAAUAACUCUUUCGAAGCCAAGGAAUACUGUUCCGCCGUGUUUCUGGAUAAAGCCAGUAUUCUCGGAACUAAGCUUGCUGCCGAGCUUAUGGCAGGCCACGAUGGUGUUAUUGUGAAUACCAGCUCAAUAGCAGCUCUUCUACCACAUCGCUGGUUACCUGUCUACACUAGCACCAAAAGUAGUUUGCUGACAUUCACACAAUGUUUAGCGCAAACUGAAAAUUGUAGUCCAACCGGGAUCAGAUAUCUAUUACUAUGUCCUGGAGGGACCAAUACACCUCUGAGACAUGGCAUAAAUAAGUAUGGAAUUGUACAAGAGCACAUUCCGUAUGAACAAAUUCCAAAAGCUUUGUUAGAAGACCAAGAACCCGAAUUGGUUGGAAAUGCAUUCAUACGCAUGCUUCAAGAAGCUGCUAACGGUGCCGUAUGGCUGGUUAAUGGUGGUAAAAUUUUCGAUGUGCAUGUACCAACAUUUGAAGAACUCAAAAAAACAGAAAUAUAA
Molecule: messenger RNA, 4429 nt
Organism: Ctenocephalides felis (cat flea)
Lineage: Eukaryota; Metazoa; Arthropoda; Insecta; Siphonaptera; Pulicidae
Product: myosin-B/C-like
Exons: 15
Coding region: 14-4429 (1471 amino acids)
Biological process (GO): vesicle transport along actin filament; actin filament organization
Cellular component (GO): actin cytoskeleton; vesicle; myosin complex
Molecular function (GO): ATP binding; cytoskeletal motor activity; oxidoreductase activity
Source: RefSeq, a predicted model, not a curated record